Messenger RNA from Symbiodinium necroappetens, 1206 nucleotides. Lineage: Eukaryota; Dinophyceae; Suessiales; Symbiodiniaceae. The record is from the annotation of a GenBank genome assembly.
AUGUGGCGAAGGGCCAUGGAACGGUACAAGGGGGAGGACCAUCUAGGUAGCUUCGAUUGCAUCAACAUUUCUUGGGCACUCCGAUCGCCUUCGCAAGAUGUCCUCUUUCACACUUCCCUGAAGACUUACACCCGGAGCUGCGCGGUGGUCUUUAUCCAGGAGCUGGAUUCGGGAGCUGCCAACACCAACGCAUCGAAUCCUCGGCUCCCUGAGGCUGGUCAUGAGUUGAAUGCAGGCAACUAUCCACCGAUCUUGAAUUUCCCCUCCCUGAGAUCCGGCCGCUUGGAGAGCCUGGGCUUCCUUCUCUGGGAAGGGGUCAUGGUAAAGGCGCUGCACGGGCGGAAUGUGACUUCGCGGUUGAACGGCCUUUUGUCGGGGCCGGUGGCCCUCUUCGAUACAAGCCGGACGACUCUUGUCGUCUCCCCGAUGGACAACUUCAAACACUCGGUGCAUUUCUAUGAUGCUUCGCGGGGCAGUUGGGAUCUGGGCGUGUCCAGCGAGGUCACGGCCGUGCCCCCUGGAUUCACCCAUCGCACGCUCCUGGUUGCAGAUGUUGGCAUCACAAGGGCCAUGGACAAGUUUGGCGCGUUUCUUCGACACGCCUAUGGCACCUCGCGGCCUUUCUUGCAGUCUGACCCUGUGGUGAAUUAUCUUUCCUACUGGACAGACAACGGUGCCUACUACUACGGGGACCAGUGGAAGGAAGCCGGCGGCGGAGGAAAGACUUGCGGGGAAAGAUCCAUGCUGCAGGUGGCCCAUGGCCUGGCCAAGAGCAAGUUGCUAGAGGCCGUCCAUAUAUGGCAGCUGGAUGACUGGUGGUAUCCUGGACAUGCGGCUGUUUAUGUGCACUGCGUCAAGGACUGGGUCCUGGGCAAGAGUGGCUUUCGCCAUAGCCUCGGCGACCUCCACAAGGCACUUGGCAAACCCUGGCUUCUGUAUGUUCCUUUCUUCUGCAGGGAGAACGCUUAUACCGAUCGCUUCCGCUUCAUCAACGGAUCCCACGGCUCCACUGCCUUCGCGGUGCCGCAUCCCGACGAUGCACGCAGCUUCUAUGGGAUGCUCUUCGACUAUGGUAAAGCCGAGGGUAUGAGGAGCUUCGAACACGACUUCCUCAAUUUCAAUUUUCUGGCCGUGCCGCAUCUGCGGAAGACGUUUGGGGCGUCAAGGUGCCCUGGCAGAAUCUGGGCUUUUGUAAUUCUGCAGUAG